CACACCGAUCUGCCGGCUGUCAAUUUUUUUGAAUUUGCCCGAAAAGUUCCUUGGAGGCUCCAUCCCACCAAAAAGCAUCACGACCUGUUGCGUUACUAACCCCCCCCGACUCGACACGACAGCCAAUUCUCUUACGACAGGGUCGACCCGAUUUCGAUUGCCUUUCACGAAACCGGAAAUUCAUUUCAGACAACAUGGCUGACGCUGCUCCCCGUGGUGGUGCCGGUGGUGCCGCCGGUGGUGCUGGUGGUGCACGAGGCGGUGGCUUCGGCUCUCGAGGCGACCGUGGUGGUGACCGACGAGGACGUGGCCGUGGCCGUGGCCGUCGCGGUGGAAAGGACAGCGGCGAGAAGGAGUGGCAACCCGUCACCAAGCUCGGCCGUCUCGUCAAGGCUGGCAAGAUCAAGUCCAUGGAGGAGAUCUACCUGCACUCCCUCCCCAUCAAGGAGUACCAGAUCGUCGACUUCUUCCUGCCCAAGCUCAAGGAUGAGGUCAUGAAGAUCAAGCCUGUCCAGAAGCAGACCCGUGCCGGUCAGCGUACCAGAUUCAAGGCCAUUGUCAUCAUUGGUGACUCCGACGGCCACGUCGGUCUCGGUAUUAAGACCUCCAAGGAAGUUGCUACCGCUAUCCGUGCCGCCAUCAUCAUUGCCAAGCUCAGCGUCAUCCCCGUCCGUCGUGGUUACUGGGGUACCAACCUUGGUCUUCCCCACUCCCUGCCCGUCAAGGAGAGCGGCAAGUGCGGUUCCGUCACCGUCAGACUCAUCCCUGCCCCCCGUGGUACCCAGAUCGUCGCCUCGCCCUGUGUCAAGCGUCUCCUCCAGCUUGCCGGUAUCGAGGAUGCCUACACCUCCUCCUCCGGAUCCACCAAGACCCUCGAGAACACCCUCAAGGCUACCUUCGUUGCCAUCUCCAACACUUACGGUUUCCUGACCCCCGAACUGUGGAAGGAGACUAAGCUGAUCCGAUCCCCGCUCGAGGAGUUCGCCGACACUCUCCGCGAGGGCAAGAGAUACUAAGAGACAUUUGGAAUGGUUUUCGGGCUUUUUCGGGCGUCUUUUGUCUUUUGAUCAUAUAAUGCAUGCAUGAUAAGAUGACUGCUAGGGUGAGCCAAGGUCGUCAAAGGGAUUUUCGGGCAUGAGGCUAGCAAAAAAUCAAGAAGCUAUUGAGACAUUUGGUCUCGAGUUGACUAA
Messenger RNA from Truncatella angustata, 1190 nucleotides. RefSeq names its product ribosomal protein S5. Gene Ontology annotation, cellular component: cytosolic small ribosomal subunit; ribosome. The transcript has 3 exons. Gene Ontology annotation, molecular function: RNA binding; structural constituent of ribosome. The record is from RefSeq and is a predicted model, not a curated record. Lineage: Eukaryota; Fungi; Ascomycota; Sordariomycetes; Amphisphaeriales; Sporocadaceae. Gene Ontology annotation, biological process: translation. The coding region runs from base 195 to 1016 and encodes 273 amino acids.